Messenger RNA from Penicillium verhagenii, 1980 nucleotides. RefSeq names its product RanGTP-binding protein. The record is from RefSeq and is a predicted model, not a curated record. Bases 1 to 1980 code for a protein of 659 amino acids. NCBI's taxonomy places the organism in Eukaryota, Fungi, Ascomycota, Eurotiomycetes, Eurotiales, Aspergillaceae. Gene Ontology annotation, cellular component: nucleus; cytoplasm. The transcript has 5 exons. Gene Ontology annotation, molecular function: GTPase regulator activity.
AUGGAUAUCUUCCUCACUCGACUCACACAGCAGGCGAUGAACUAUGCGAUUCGCUCUGGUAUAGCCAUAACGGCUACUUAUGCGAUGCGUCAAUCAUCGCGACUGCUCAAAAAUGUUGAUGGUGAAGAUCGUGCAGAGCUUUUGUCAUUACAGCAAAGACUGGAGACCAAGAUACAAGUCAUUUCCCCAGCAAUCGACAUGAUUGAGCUUAUUGCCGCUCGAGGAAACACGUCUCUUGAGUCUGCCGUGGCUCUCACAAAAUCUCUGAGGUGGGAUAUCCAAGCACUCGGCCAGCGACUGGCACGGGCUGCUUCGUCUGGAGAGUCUUCACGGAAAAGCUCUAGGUCCCCAAAAAAUCGGGAGGAUGUUGAUGCCGAAAUCAAAUUCAUUAUCAAGGAUAUCGAAAACUUGUUGACUCGGAUUGAAGACGCCGUACCCCUUAUGAACUUGGCCAUCACCACCUCGGGGGCGAAGCUAUCCACUAAUCUCCCCUCAACCGUAUCGCCAUCCCGCCUACUUCAAGCUAGCACUUUCCUGACUGCUGGAGAUACACAAUACUCCAUGUCACAGUCUCAGGCGGUUCAAAUUGGACCCACGUUUACGCUUUCAAUGUAUAUGCUCUUUUCCGGUCAUGUGCGCCCACAUGAUGAGGACUCAGUUCGUUCAGCAACCUGGAAAGAAGUUAUGCACAAGGCCCGUUUGAAAGUGCGACGCGUGCCAAUGAGUUUAUACCAAUCGGGCGACGAAGCAAGAGCACCACAGUUUGAAGCGCAAGCAGGCGCUGACGAAUACGCAUAUCAAGUUAUGAUAAUUGAAGACUUGGACGAUGGACGAGUCCAUACCUUUGAAGAUGACGAGCCUCAGCCGCAUAGCUAUGAAGGCAUUACCACCGCCGGUAUUCGCGAAAUCCUACCCAUCCAUCAGAUCUCCAAGAUCUUCUACGCAGACACAGGUCGGAUUCUUAACAUCAAUACCGAAGGAGAGACAAACAAUCCAGUCCUCUUGUUGAAAAGAGACACGAAUGCCUUGCCCCCGCGCCGCAUGAUGCAGAGUGGAGAGACUGAAGAUCAGUAUGCCUCUGAAGAAUCCGAGGACUCGUCGGAUGAAGCUCAAGAACAACUCGACGCUCAAUUACAUGGAACAAACCCCUCCGUGCAUCAGAGUUUUGACUCCCUUCACGAGGACUCCAUCCCGGCAGAAUGGCGCCUACCAUCAGGCCUUGAUCCGGAAUGGGUCGCAUUCGAAGUCUUCAAUGAAGACGAAGACUCCGACACAGAAUCUGAAGCAGAUAACACCCCACGCACGCCAACAGCACCUUGCUCAAUCGACCCAAGCAUGCUGGCCAAACUUUCUAUCAAGGACAAGAGAUCGUCCUCAUCGCCAUCUCCGUCCCGCUACAACAAUAUCACACAACCCACACCGACUACAACAACAGUCUCAAACCCUCUCUUUGAAAACAUCCGCACAUCUCUGUCUCUCCUCGAGACCCUCCUCCGCUUAACCUCCCUCCAACAGUUCCAGCAACAAUCCCACCUUUCUAUCAGUGACGAACUCCUUAACUUUUUCCUCGAAGAAUCUUCAACGACUGGCGCCGGUGGAGAUGAGCAACAUCGCCAGCGGCUCCGCUCCGAGGCCCGCCGCCGUGUGGGUUGGGAUCCCUACGAUGAAAGUCCCGUUAAACAUCGCGGCGAAGACUAUCAAUAUGGGAGUCCCUCUGCUUAUCACCGCGAGGGAGACGAAAUCUACACUCCUGGCGGCACGUCGCAAGGCUUUCAGCUUCGUUCUAGAGAGAAUACACCAGAGAGUUCUUCACAGCGACGCGGCUCGCCUUCUACCCGUUACGAUCGGACACGGCCCAGUGGGCUGAGGGGGAUGACGCCAGCCUAUGCGAGUGGGGGUGACUCUGCGCAGAGCUCACCGCUAGCCAGAAAGACCGGUGGGGUGCGAGAUGGAGGCGCUGGGCCUAGGACGACAGAGUAG